CCGCAGGCUCGGCAGGCCCCACGCUGCUGGCCGCUGCUGCCACCCUUACCUUCCGGGCUGCCCGCUGCUGUGGGGACACCAUGCCCCUAUCCAGGCCCGGAGACUAACCCCAAACCUGCACCAUCUCCGGCGAACCCCAGGGUUCCGCCCCAGCCCAACAGGUCAACCUGGGAAUCAUUAACAAGAGUCCCUGACAUGGCGAAGGAGGAUGAGGAACCUGGGGCUCACAGAGGAGGUUCCACUUGUCCAAGACCCCAGCCCAGAAAGGGUGGCCGGACUGCAUCAUGCUGUUCCAGACCCAAGGUGGUAGCUCUCACUGUGGCUACCCUGCUCUUCCUGACAGGCGCUGGGGCCGCGUCCUGGGCCAUUGUGACCAUCCUACUGCGGAGUGAGCAGGAGCCACUGUAUCAAGUGCAGCUCAGUCCUGGAGACUCGCGGCUUGCAGUGUUCGAUAAGACAGAGGGAACAUGGAGGCUGCUGUGCUCCUCACGCUCCAACGCCAGGGUGGCAGGGCUCGGCUGUGAGGAGAUGGGCUUUCUCAGGGCUCUGGCGCACUCGGAGCUGGAUGUGCGAACUGCGGGCGCCAAUGGCACAUCGGGCUUCUUCUGUGUGGAUGAGGGUGGACUGCCUCUGGCUCAGAGGUUGCUGGAUGUCAUCUCUGUAUGUGACUGUCCUAGAGGUCGAUUCCUGACUGCCACCUGCCAAGACUGUGGCCGCAGGAAGCUGCCGGUGGACCGCAUUGUGGGGGGCCAGGACAGCAGCCUGGGAAGGUGGCCGUGGCAGGUCAGCCUGCGUUAUGAUGGGACCCACCUCUGUGGGGGGUCCCUGCUGUCCGGGGACUGGGUGCUGACCGCUGCACACUGCUUUCCAGAGCGGAACCGGGUCCUGUCUCGGUGGCGAGUAUUUGCUGGUGCUGUAGCCCGGUCCUCACACCAUGCUGUGCAGCUGGGGGUUCAGGCUGUGAUCUAUCAUGGGGGCUACCUUCCCUUUCGAGACCCUACUAUCGACGAAAACAGCAAUGACAUUGCUCUGGUCCACCUCUCUGGCUCCUUGCCUCUCACAGAAUACAUCCAGCCGGUGUGUCUCCCUGCUGCAGGACAGGGCCUGGUAGAUGGCAAGGUCUGUACUGUGACCGGCUGGGGUAACACACAGUUCUACGGCCAACAGGCUAUGGUGCUCCAGGAGGCCCGGGUUCCCAUCAUAAGCAACGAAGUUUGUAACAGCCCCGACUUCUACGGGAAUCAGAUCAAACCCAAGAUGUUCUGUGCUGGCUAUCCUGAGGGUGGCAUUGAUGCAUGCCAGGGUGACAGCGGAGGCCCCUUUGUGUGUGAGGACAGCAUCUCUGGGACAUCAAGGUGGCGGCUAUGCGGCAUUGUAAGCUGGGGUACCGGCUGUGCUCUGGCCCGGAAGCCAGGAGUGUACACCAAAGUCAUUGACUUCCGGGAGUGGAUCUUCAAGGCCAUAAAGACUCACUCCGAAGCCAGCGGCAUGGUGACUGAGCCCUGACCAGCCUCGGCUCGCUGCUCCGCGCUGCACGGGCAUCCAGAGUCCGAGUUGGUCUGGUGACUCCAGCCCCACAUGGUAGGCCCCGCUCUGGGCCUCACAAGCGAUGGUUUUCUGCUCAGAUCCAGUCCACAGGUCCAAGGACACUGGGUCCAAGGACUGUCUCUUCCACAGUGGCCGGCCCACUCAAUCCCAGGGCCACUGGCCUUACCCUCCCGCCCCAUGUAAAUAUUACUCUGCCCUCUGGGGGCUGCUUUCUAGGAGCCCCUUGGGUGGAUGCUCUUUAAAUAAUAAAGGUGGUUUUGAUUAA
Messenger RNA from Apodemus sylvaticus (European woodmouse), 1813 nucleotides. It is a transcript of the gene Hpn, whose product is annotated as hepsin. The coding region runs from base 196 to 1506 and encodes 436 amino acids. Gene Ontology annotation, biological process: proteolysis; negative regulation of epithelial to mesenchymal transition; regulation of cell shape. The transcript is spliced from 14 exons. Gene Ontology annotation, cellular component: membrane. NCBI's taxonomy places the organism in Eukaryota, Metazoa, Chordata, Mammalia, Rodentia, Muridae. The record is from RefSeq and is a predicted model, not a curated record. Gene Ontology annotation, molecular function: serine-type endopeptidase activity; serine-type exopeptidase activity.